Messenger RNA from Lipotes vexillifer (Yangtze River dolphin), 372 nucleotides. RefSeq names its product galanin and GMAP prepropeptide (gene GAL). Bases 1 to 372 code for a protein of 123 amino acids. NCBI's taxonomy places the organism in Eukaryota, Metazoa, Chordata, Mammalia, Artiodactyla, Lipotidae. Gene Ontology annotation, biological process: neuropeptide signaling pathway. Gene Ontology annotation, cellular component: secretory granule; extracellular region. The transcript is spliced from 5 exons. The record is from RefSeq and is a predicted model, not a curated record. Gene Ontology annotation, molecular function: neuropeptide hormone activity; galanin receptor binding.
AUGCCUAGAGGCUGCGCCCUCCUGCUCGCCUCGCUGCUCCUCGCCGCGGCCCUUUCAGCCACCUUGGGGCUCGGGUCGCCGGUGAAGGAAAAGAGAGGCUGGACCCUGAACAGUGCUGGCUACCUUCUUGGACCACAUGCCAUUGACAACCACAGAUCAUUUCACGACAAGCAUGGCUUCACGGGCAAGCGGGAACUCGAGUCUGAAGACGAAGCCAGGCCAGGAAGCGCUGACAGGCGGCUGUUGGAGAACAAUGUUGUGCGCAUGAUAAUCGAGUUUCUGACUUUCUUGCAGCUCAAAGACGCCGGGGCCCUGGAGCGCUGGCCCGGCCCCGCUGCAGCAUUGCCCUCGGAAGGCGUGGAGCAGUCCUAG